Messenger RNA from Rangifer tarandus platyrhynchus (Svalbard reindeer), 465 nucleotides. NCBI's taxonomy places the organism in Eukaryota, Metazoa, Chordata, Mammalia, Artiodactyla, Cervidae. The record is from the annotation of a GenBank genome assembly.
AUGGUUGUGGUGGUUCAGUUGCUAAGUCAUGCCCAUCUUUUUGAGACCUCAUGGACUGUAGCCUGCCAGGCUCCUCUGUCCAUGGGAUUCUCCAGGCAAGAAUAUUGGAGGAGUUUGCCAUUUCCUUCUCCAUGGGAUAUUCCCGACCCAGGGAUUGAACCCAAAUCUCAUCCAUUGACAGGCAGGCUCUUUACCACUGAGCCACCAGAGAAGCCCAUAUGUAAUCAUGCAUUCAUACACAUAUGUGAUUUUUUUGUGUGCCGUUUAAAGGUACAGUUAUUUCCAAAAUGUAUAAAGACCAGAUUAAACCCAAUGGAAAUAAAACUAUUUUGUAUGUAUGCAAGGGUUUCUCUAGCAAGAAAAGUCAUAGAGUUUCUCUUCACUAUUUUAAAAAUUUUAACAAUGAAAGUGUUUUUUGUUUUGUUUUAUUUUAGUUUUCCUUUCUUUCUCUCCAGAGAUAAAUAA